Molecule: messenger RNA, 369 nt
Organism: Seminavis robusta
Lineage: Eukaryota; Bacillariophyta; Bacillariophyceae; Naviculales; Naviculaceae
Source: the annotation of a GenBank genome assembly
AUGUCCGGAAAAGGAAAAGGAGGUCGCGGAGAGAAGAAGAGCACUACCGCCAGUGCCAAGGCUGGACUUCAGUUCCCUGUUGGUCGUAUCGGUCGUUACCUGCGUCAAGGCAAAUAUGCUACCCGUAUGGGUGCUGGAGCCCCUGUGUACCUCGCGGCUGUGCUAGAAUACCUCUGCGCUGAGAUCUUGGAGUUGGCUGGCAAUGCUGCGCGUGACAACAAGAAGAGCCGCAUUGUGCCCCGUCAUAUCACUCUUGCCGUGAAGAAUGAUGAAGAGUUGAACAAGCUGCUUGGAGGUGUGACGAUUGCCAGUGGUGGUGUUCUUCCCAACAUCCAUGCCGUCUUGCUUCCCAAGAAGAGCGGAAAGUAG